Callorhinchus milii (elephant shark) is the source of this 4204-nucleotide messenger RNA. RefSeq names its product ETS variant transcription factor 6. Gene Ontology annotation, biological process: cell differentiation; regulation of transcription by RNA polymerase II. NCBI's taxonomy places the organism in Eukaryota, Metazoa, Chordata, Chondrichthyes, Chimaeriformes, Callorhinchidae. Gene Ontology annotation, cellular component: nucleus. The transcript has 8 exons. Bases 344 to 1726 code for a protein of 460 amino acids. The record is from RefSeq and is a predicted model, not a curated record. Gene Ontology annotation, molecular function: DNA-binding transcription factor activity, RNA polymerase II-specific; sequence-specific DNA binding.
GUCCUGUUACCACUCUCUCGGCUGUUGCCGGGAAUUCACGUCGAAGGUUCACUCGCUGCAAAAUUUGUGACCCCCAACACACAAUGAGAUCAAUCAAAACCCUUUCGGUUUCUCUUCCCGGAAGAAAGCGAUCGGAUCAGCAAUGUGAUUGGCACUCGGUCACCGCCGGAGCCCUCCGGCCCUCCGCUGUGUAACACCCCUCUCAGGGACCGCCCGCGGCACCGCAACGGAGGCAGUUUUUUUUAUUUGGGAGAAAAAAGGAAGGAAAGUGAGAAGCGACACAGAGAGAGAGAGACAGAGACAGAGGGUAAAAACUGAUCACCAACUUCCUGACUUUACAGACAUGUCUGAACCUUUAGCCGAACGGCACAUUAAGCAAGAAAGAAACGCCUACACCCCACCUGUGAGCCCGGUGCUGUCCUUCACAUCCUCUGUGCACAGCAGAGUGGCCUCCGAAGGCAGACGAAUGGAGGAUGGAUCAUGCAUUUUACCCUCGCACUUGCGUUUACAGCCAGUCUUCUGGAGCCGGGAUGAUGUGGGCCAGUGGCUGAAAUGGGCGGAAAAGGAAUAUUCCCUGCGCCCGAUUGACAGCAACACAUUUGAGAUGAACGGCAAAGCUCUAUGCCUAUUAACCAAAGAGGACUUUAGGUACAGAUCCUCUCAUUCAGGAGAUGUUCUCUAUGAGUUACUGCACCACAUCCUGAAGCAGAGUGAAGCACCCAUUUGGUACCCGCCGUUCCUGCACCCUGGAAGGAGCCUGGAAAGCCCACCCCAGCUUAGCCAGCACAAUCAUCUGCAAGAUGUUGUGCAAAGGAAUUCCAGGCCCUCAGAGCAGAGCAGCUUCCGUUCGCAUCAUUCACUAGAACCCUUCCAGCGAUUGCUUCAAUCCCCAUCAGAGAACCAUAACCGGCCAUCUCCAGAAAGCGAGCGUGAAAGCUGCCACCAACUCCUGCUGCCAGCCGAUCGAAACCAAACACCAAGGUCUCAGGUGGAAAACACCCAGAAUUCUUCCCCUGAUAUGGAGCAAAGACUUUCCAUUUCACCAGCAGAUGAAAACCAUUGCCCCCCUGUCUCUGAGCACAUGCUCCCGGCCCAAAGGCGGCCCAACUCCUCACAGGAGAACUCCAGAGUGAUCCAAUUAAUUUCUACUUCCAUGAUGAACCCGCUUAUCCUCAGCAGCAGGCAGUCAAUUGAGUUUAGGCCAAGGCUGCACGACGAAACUCUGUACAAGGAGAAACCUCUAAACCUCUCACACAGGGAGGAACUGUUCUACAGAAACCAUAUCGUGCUUCCCAUGUCAGCUCAAGAAGAACCUGUCAUGCCAAUUGGAAGGAUUGCAGACUGCAGACUUCUGUGGGACUACGUGUACCAGCUACUCUCUGACAGCAGAUAUGAAGCUUUCAUCCGAUGGGAGGACAAGGAGUCAAAAGUGUUCCGCAUUGUGGAUCCCAAUGGACUUGCACGGCUAUGGGGCAAUCACAAGAACAGGACAAACAUGACAUACGAAAAGAUGUCGAGGGCACUGCGCCACUACUACAAACUCAACAUCAUCAAAAAGGAGCCCGGCCAGAGGCUGUUAUUCAGGUUCAUGAAGACACCCGAUGAGAUUCUGAACAGUCGUUCAGACAGACUGGAGCACCUUGAGUCCCAGGAGAUGGAAGAGCCUCUGUACCAGGAUGAUGAAUGUUGUCUGAGGCCAUGUGAAACAACAAACGUGUUUGCCUAAAACAUGUCAGAUGAUUAAGGCUGUUGGACUGCUAAUGGCUACGUUACUGACUCAGUGUAUGCCCACUGGGUGAGUGAUGCCUGAUCAUCCUCCAUUGGGCACUGUAAUGGAAAGUCCAGGAAAGGACAGAUAUCACAGUGGGUCUAAAGUGCAAAAUCUGUAACAGGAAGCACAUCUAACUGGCUGUGGGUUAGUGUGACCUGAGGGAACUCUGCUCCGGUGAGAUCUUCCUGGAGGUAUCAGUGUGGAGGUCUCAUGGGUUACUGUGACAUACAUCCACAUUACGUGUUUUCACCCCGAAGUAUGCUUCUUUGCAAUCUUCCAAUUUUUACGACAGUUAUUCUACUGCACCUUCAUCACUUCAUCAUACUUGUGAGUAACUGUGGUUGAAGGGAUCCAGAAUUGACCCUUUCACCCAGACAGAGAGCUCCUCUUUUGGAGCAUUGGCUGCUGAAGCAGCCUUCACGGCUCAGUGUAGCUUACGUACUGUGAUUCAUCAAUACCUUCAUCACAUGAUCCCUGCACUUUCCUGAAUCCGCACGGAACCCACAGCAACGACUGGACUGGGCCACAGCCUGCCAACUGAAAUCUGAAUCUGGAACUCAUGUCUCUUCCAGCAUUGCGCUGCUUGCAAGAGGGGAGGAGGUUAUACUUUUAUUCCAUGCACUAUUUCCCUUAAUAAUUUUAACUUGAAAUUUUAGCGAUUUUUGUCUUCUUAAAAGAAACUGCACAAACCAAAUUUGCUGUUUUGAGUUGUACAUUUAAAUGGCUUAAUAUUGAUAAACCCUUAUUUCUUACUAAAAACACAUCUUUGUAAAUUUCUUUUUUUAAAAAAAAAGCUACAUCUGAAAUAAAAGCCAAUGUGCAGUAGAUGUUUAUGUUGAAGAUCUGGAUUUGUGUUCAGCGUCAGUCCAGUCAAAUUGAGUGUGGAUGGUCAAACCGAGAGAUUUGCAGAGGAAUUCGCAAAUGGUCUCAACCUGACUGAACAACUCUAGCCUGAUGUUUCAAUUGUUUACGUCAAUAAUUGGGAUAGAGGUUUGACAUAGUUCAAGAAAUGAAUAGCUUGGCUGAUAUUGUUGAACUGCUCAUCUGUAGUUGACAAAUCAAUCCUCUCACCUCUGGCUCAAUUCUCCUGAUCUGAUCAUCCGAUCCUCUGUGCUCUGCUCUUUCCUUCUCUUAUCUGUGAAAGACCUGCCCCUGCUGUCGCACACACAUGGACUUGCCAGAAGGAUGGUCGGUGAGGGAUGUGGAAAUGGAGACAAUGUUAAGGUAAAUGAAUAUGUAUAUAUGAGCCUUGGGACAUUGGCAGAGGAAACGUUACAUGUAACCUGUGCCUGCUGUCGGUUCUUUCCACUUUGGCAAAAUUUAAUGAGGCCAAAAAAUCACGUUACUGGUGGAGAGUGUUCCUGAAGGCAAACCCCAAUAGAAUUUGCCACACCAUCACAUUCACUGGCAAACAUUUUAGGAAUUUGUGAUGGGAGUUCCCGAUGUCUGAUAUUCCACCAUGCCAGCAAGUGCAAUGGCAUUGGGGAUGUUCACUUUGUUCAAUCUGUCUACAUGACAAUCUUGCCUUAUUUGGCUCCAUGUGCAGUAUUGGACCACCUUUUAAUGGGUCCAGUGGUCAGACUGUCUUUAUAGUGAUCCUGAUUGUUUUGUUCGCUUCCUCGCCUGAUCAUUGAGAUUAAUUGUUGUGGCCCAUGUGAGAUGAGCUAACUCACACAGACCUCCCUGUAUGUCUGGGGUGGGGUCUGAGGUUUUAAAACAGUUUUGAUUUCCAGCACAUUAUGCAACAAGAGCAGCACCUCAAUAUGAACCAUUCUGCAUUUCCAAUGUGUAGAAAGACACUUUUUUUUGUAUAUGUAAGCUUCUCUUGGGGGUUGCUGCUUAUCACCGAGAGGUCAGGCCUCUGGAGUGAAACUGUGGAACUGUGGCAUUGUCUGUGCCAGGGUUCAGUCUCAUUGCAGCCGAGGAGGAGGGGAAGUUUCUCCAGGUGCAGAACUAAUGUGCCACUUCCCUGUUGCCCUGGCUGAUCCACAUUCCUGCUCCUAACAUAUUGCUGCACCUUGUUUUGCAGGAACUUAACAGGUUCCUGAUCAGUGUCACCAUUCCACAGUGCUUUGUUGAAAUGCAAUCAAUCACCCACAGACUGGGGGCGUACCCCCUGCUCUGUGUGUGCCAGUGUUACAGAGUAUUCAGGCCACAUUACUGGGUGUAUUUAAAUCUCUAUGCCAACUGUGAAGUUUUCAGUACUCACACCCAGCAGUAUAAGUGUGUAAACCUGAUGAUGUAAUUACCUUUGUUCAGGCUGAGCUUUGUUCUCAUUUCUGAGUCAGCCUGUGGUACUUUUUCCAACUGUACUGGUUCCAUUCCAGGGCCACAUUCAAAUGACCAGUGUCUAGAGCUGUGUGUCUGUAAUGAGUGUUGGGGUCUGUGUAACUAUAAUGAUAAUAUUAAUAAUAAUCCUUGCAUUUGAUAUAC